Messenger RNA from Carya illinoinensis, 825 nucleotides. RefSeq lists its product as uncharacterized. Bases 1 to 825 code for a protein of 274 amino acids. NCBI's taxonomy places the organism in Eukaryota, Viridiplantae, Streptophyta, Magnoliopsida, Fagales, Juglandaceae. The transcript is spliced from 2 exons. The record is from RefSeq and is a predicted model, not a curated record.
AUGGAGCUUUUUAGGGAAGUUAUGAACGAAGGCAAUUUGUAUGAUAUGGGAUGGAAGGGAGAGAAGUUUACAUGGAGCAACUCACAUGAGAAUGACACUUUCACAAAGGAAAGAUUAGACAAGACAGUGGUAAACCCUGAGUGGCUGAAUAUCUACAAAGAGGUAUGGGUGGAAAUUGUGGUGGUUAGUUCUUCAGAUCACAAGCCUCUUAUUGUACAUGUACUAAAUCAGACAAAUAGAAGUUGGGGAAGGCAGAAAGCUUUAAAUAUGAGGUGGAGUAAGAAGAGGAAACUAGGGGGAGAUAAAGAAAUAGAAGCUAAAACCAAGCUGCUACAAAGGCUGCAAACAGAAGAGAACAACAAUAAUACUGCAGAAAUAAGGAAAGUGAAAGAAGAUUUGAAUGUGUUAUUAGAGAUGGAAAAUCUCAAAUGGAAACAAAUAGCUAAAUGUAAUUGGUGUAAGUAUGAAGAUAGGAAUUCAAAAUACUUCUAUGCUUGUGCUAAUCAAAGAAGAAAAAAGAAUUGGAUUAGAGCUGUGGAAGAUGAGAGAUGCAAAAAGGUUGAGGGACAUAAGAACAUUGAAGCAACAUUUACAAGUUAUUCUGAGAAACUAUUUCAGUCUACUAAUCUCAAGAGUGAGGAUAUUAAGAAGUUCCUGGAGUGUAUCGAAAAAAAUGUCUCUUCUGAAAUGAAUGACACUCUGAUGAGGAGUUUCUCUAGAGUGGAGGUGGAGGAAACCUUGAGGCAAAUGGCCCUAUUAGGAGUUUCUCUAGACCAGAUGGAUUUGGUCCAUGUCUUUAUCAGAAUCACUGGGGGUAGUUGCUAA